ACCGUCAUCGUCCACCCAACCCUCCACACCCCCGAACCAAAGCCACAGUCUCUACCCACUCUGUUUGAUCGCUACAAGGCUCUCCGCACCCUCGGCUGUUGCAUGCACACGCCAACAUGGACCAACGACGACCUCCCGAGUAUGUGCUGGAGGUCUUCGCCGACCCGGCCUGCGUCAAGGACAUCGUCAAAGCCAUCCUGCACACCAUCUUCUUCCAUCGCUACUUCACCCCGGUCACGCCUCUCCACCGUGAUCUCCUCGACCUAACCCUCCCCGCCAUCGACGACGUUGAUCUGGAGACCCUGAUCGACCAGCGCGCCACGGCUCUGACGCGUGCCAUCGAGACGGGCGUCGGCCACCAGCAGCGCGGCCGCGGCCAGCUGGCCGUCCAGUUCUUCGAGAAGCGCCGGCGCAAGUCAUACUUCCCCUUUGGCACGCUGGGCAAGGGGCGUGGGGACGAGGAGAUAUGCUGGGAGAUGUGGACGCUCGAUGUGACGCUCGCAACGCCGCGGAAUGAGACGGACGUCAUCAAGGUCCGGCGCGCCAUGGAAAAGAGCCUACACAAGACAGCCCUCAAGAUUGUCAACAUCGUCAAUAGAGACAAAGACCAUAUCCCACCCAUCACAUCCACCGACACCAACCCUUUCCCUUACCAGAUUCUGGUUAACCCCAAGACUGAGGGCUGGGGCCAGCGAAUAGGCAUAUUCUAGACACAUCACGUGUUCUGAUUUGCUGGGCAUCUGGAAGGCGUUUGGGCUAGGUGUAUUAUACGAGGCGUUGCAUGGAUGGAGUUGGGCGGCGAC
Aplosporella prunicola CBS 121167 is the source of this 803-nucleotide messenger RNA. RefSeq lists its product as uncharacterized. Bases 117 to 710 code for a protein of 197 amino acids. NCBI's taxonomy places the organism in Eukaryota, Fungi, Ascomycota, Dothideomycetes, Botryosphaeriales, Aplosporellaceae. Gene Ontology annotation, cellular component: phagophore assembly site. The transcript is spliced from 2 exons. The record is from RefSeq and is a predicted model, not a curated record. Gene Ontology annotation, biological process: autophagy; autophagosome assembly.